Messenger RNA from Rhinichthys klamathensis goyatoka, 1540 nucleotides. RefSeq names its product LIM homeobox 3 (gene lhx3). The record is from RefSeq and is a predicted model, not a curated record. Gene Ontology annotation, biological process: regulation of transcription by RNA polymerase II; neuron differentiation. The transcript is spliced from 6 exons. Gene Ontology annotation, cellular component: nucleus. The coding region runs from base 330 to 1520 and encodes 396 amino acids. Lineage: Eukaryota; Metazoa; Chordata; Actinopteri; Cypriniformes; Leuciscidae. Gene Ontology annotation, molecular function: DNA-binding transcription factor activity, RNA polymerase II-specific; RNA polymerase II transcription regulatory region sequence-specific DNA binding.
CAGAGACACAUAAACACACACACACACACACACACGCAGAGCUCCGGCUCUUUUGUGAUGCUAAAGCAGCGCAGGUCACCAGGAUUCCUCCUCCUCCUCCUCCUCCUCCUCUUCCAGACUCCAGAACAACACGACGAUUCAAUCGAGACAUUUGAGAAGUUGUAGAGCGAACCGAAACACCGCGGAGCCCGUGGCGUUUUUUUUAUGAAUAAUUUUGCUGGGCAUUUUGACCGCUCUUCUUUUUUCUUUUUCUUUUUUCUCCCACUCAUAUUCGUUUUUUUUAUUUAUUUUGUUUUCUGAACCAUUCGCGUAUUUUAAUCUGUGUCAGAAUGUUGUUAGAACAUCCGGGAUCAAGUUGUCAAAAUGCUGGAAAUUACAGCAGAUACAGCUCGGGUCAAGAUGUUCCCGUUUGCGCGGGCUGUAACCAGCACAUCGGGGAUCGCUUCAUCCUGAAGGUUCUAGAUCGCCACUGGCACAGCAAGUGCCUGAAGUGCAGCGACUGCCAGUCUCAGCUGGCCGAGAAGUGCUUCAGUCGAGGAGACAGCGUGUACUGCAAAGAAGACUUCUUCAAGAGGUUCGGCACCAAGUGUUCCGCGUGCCAGCAGGGCAUCCCCCCGACGCAGGUGGUCCGCAGGGCGCAGGACUUCGUGUAUCACCUGCACUGCUUCGCGUGUGUGGUGUGUAAGAGGCAGCUGGCCACAGGUGAUGAGUACUACCUGAUGGAGGACAGUCGACUGGUGUGCAAAGCCGAUUACGAGACCGCCAAACAGAGAGAGGCGGACUCGACUGCGAAGCGGCCCCGCACCACGAUCACCGCGAAGCAGCUGGAGACGCUGAAGAACGCGUACAACAACUCCCCGAAGCCCGCGAGACACGUGCGGGAGCAGCUGUCGUCGGAGACCGGCCUCGACAUGCGGGUGGUGCAGGUCUGGUUUCAAAACAGAAGAGCAAAGGAGAAAAGACUGAAGAAAGACGCAGGAAGACAGAGAUGGGGUCAGUACUUCAGAAACAUGAAGAGGUCCCGGGGAGGCUCCAAAUCUGAUAAAGACAGCACUCAGGAGGAGGGCAUGGACAGCGACGCCGAGGUCUCCUUCACAGACGAGCCGCCCAUGUCGGAUCUGGGACACUCCAACAGCAUUUACAGCAGUCUGAGCGAGAGCUCUCCGGCUCUGAGUCGGCAAGGCGGAUCUCAUCCACCGUUCCCACUGGAUCACGGCACCAACAUCAUCCCCUCGCAGGACCAGUACCACGACCUCCAGGCCAGCAGCCCCUACAGCCUCCCGCAGUCUCCCGGCUCGCUCCAGGCUCUUCCCAGACACCCGCCGCUCAUCUCCGGCCUGGUGUUCCCGGAGUCCGGCCUGCCCAUGGUGUCUCAGAACCCGGCCCAGAACAUGAGCCGAAUGAUGGCCGGGGGAAACGGGCCGAGCUCGGAUCUGUCCACGGGGAGCAGCGGCGGCUAUCCGGAUUUCCCCGCGAGCCCGGCGUCCUGGUUGGAUGAAGUGGAUCACGCGCAAUUCUGAUGCACAUUUGGAAAGCGACU